This is a messenger RNA of Lytechinus variegatus (green sea urchin), 2119 nucleotides long. RefSeq names its product leucine-rich repeat transmembrane neuronal protein 4-like. The transcript has a single exon. The record is from RefSeq and is a predicted model, not a curated record. The coding region runs from base 219 to 1781 and encodes 520 amino acids. Gene Ontology annotation, molecular function: protein binding. Lineage: Eukaryota; Metazoa; Echinodermata; Echinoidea; Temnopleuroida; Toxopneustidae.
CCAUUUUGCGCAGGACACAUUUUUAUAUAAAAGGAAAGACGAAAGCUGAAUUUGGUCAGUUGUUAUUACCAGACCAAUCAACUUACCGUAGACUGAUAUUCACUGAUCUCUAUGAAGCAUUUGAUCUGAUCUCCACUCCAGCAUUCAUGUCAGUUAUCAAACUUUAGAUACUGAGAAAAAUAGUUAUUUCUAGCUCCUAUUACCUCUAUCUCACCAACAUGUACCCAAAAAGAUAUUUAGCAUGGCAAGAUUUCUUGCAAAUAGCCUUGCUAGUGCUCUCUUUAGUGGUGUUUGGUGAAGCUGUGACAAUGACAACAAGUGCUACUCCACGCUGCAUCUAUAAUGACAUUCCUGAAGAUCUUUCUCAAGAAUGUACAACAUUAACUAUUCAAGGUGGAAAUCUGGGUGUUUUGUCAAAAGCGUCUUUCAUCAGCUUAAAUGAAAGUAUGAAUGUCCGGAAAUUGGUGAUAUCUGAUAAUCAGAUAACUGAAAUUGAAAGAAAUGCCCUGCAAAAUUUUCCAUUCCUGGAACAUCUUGAUGCUUCUGGCAAUUUAAUAGGGAACCUUGACCAAGCUGUGUUUGAAUCUCUGCCAGAAUUAUCAAUCCUCUACCUUCAAGGCAACAGAAUUAGCAACAUUUCAAACAGUGCUUUUCAAGGCUUAGACAACUUGAAAGUUUUACGCCUUGAUGACAAUCGACUAGAAAAUAUUGGAACAUUCUUUGUAGAUGUUCCUAGUUUGGAUGUAUUAAAUCUCACAUUAAACCGCAUUGCAGAAAUCAGUUCUAAUGCCUUUGAUGGAAUGACCAAACUUCAUUACCUAUAUUUAGGAUACAAUCGCUUAAUGGAGAUGCCAGAAGCUUUCACAGAAGAUAGACUGAAGAAGCUACAUGUGUUAAACAUGAGAAGUAACCUGAUAAAGGUUUCUUUUAAUUCAUCAUACCUGCACUAUGACUACUUAGAAGAGCUGUACUUGACCAACAAUGAUAUACCUGAACUCUCUGAUGAUGUCUUUAAGUAUCUUAGGAGGCUACAAGUACUGCACCUUGACUACAAUCGUCUGACCAACUUCAAUGCUUGGCUGGUACAUCAUCCACAAGGACUCCAAGAGAUCAAACUGGAUAACAACCCAUGGGAUUGCAUAUGCAACAACACAGAGGUAUGGUCACUUCUUAAAAACCAGAGAAACCUGACAAUCAUUGAACAAGAAUCUACCUUUUGCGCCACUCCAAGUACCAGAAGGAGGGAGGUUACUUUUGAUUUUAUGGAAACUUGUGAAAGCAAACCUGUUUUAUCAACAACUGCAGUAAACAUCAUAAUCAUUUCCUCUGCAAUCCUUGUAACAUUUAGUUUAAUGUCUGUCUGUAUGUUCUACAUUCGAAGAAAGUGCCAUCAAAAGAAAAAGAUGAGAGUAAAUCCUGUAUCUCCUCAAACUAGUAUGACAACAACAGACAGUCAGGUUGAACUUCCAAAUCAUGAAUACUUGUGUCAUGCAAUCAGUCCAAAACCUCUGUCACCAAGCAUCACAAAUGGACCAACAAAACCCAUUAAUCUUGUAGCUGGUGAUGGCUCAACGCUUCGAUCUCAUAUCUAUGAUAAGCCAGAAUUCAAGGAAGCAUUAUGCCGUGAUCCAUCUUUAUAUAUUAAUAACAAGAUUGUUAAGAUGAAUCUUCAGAGAUGUAGGAUAGACCAAACAAGAAGCAAGGAUGUAGAAGAGGAUUUAGAUUCUGACACUGAUUAUUACUUGGUUCCUAUCGAAUUGACACCUGACAAAAUGAAAUGACAAUUACUAUGAACAUGCCAUUAAGGGUUUGAAGCUCACAUUUCUUGUGUAUUUAUCAUUGUAAAUAAUAAUAUUGUAUAUUUUGUAACCUGUAAAUAUGGUUCAAAUAAUUUUGUUUAAGUUAAACUUACUGAUAAUUUGCAUAUUUUAUUCAAUCUUGAUUCUCCUGCUUAUUUGGAACAAACAGACUAAAACAAUUAACUAGUGUGGUGAUGUUCCUAACUAUUUUCAAUGCUGCACAAAGGAAACCACAAUUGAAGAAAAUGUUUUGUCCCAAUUUGGGUAAUUAUUGUUCAUAUGUAAGUCAAGUCAGCAGGCAAAGAAACACAAGAGCACCA